UGAAAGUGAGGAACAAAGAGAACUUCGACACAGAAUGGACAUCUCGACGCUCUGCCUCUUUUUGUCAGCCACGCUCAGUAUCCAUCCUGACAGGUCUCAGUUCUUCCGGUAUGAGACCUUCACUCUGAGCUGUGCAGUGCCAGGGAACUCAAGCAGCUGGACACUGAAGAGAAACACCUCCUCCGGGUCGUUCGUUUCAUGUGAGGUGGGCUGGGGUCGCCUGAGGGGCUCCUCCUGCUCCAUUUUGGGCGUGUACUCGUCAGACACCGGAGUGUACUGGUGCGAAUCCAAGGAAGGGGAGCGCAGCAACGUCCUCGACAUCUCAGUGAACAGUGGUACUGUGCUCCUGGAGAGCCCGGCACUUCCUGUGACGGAGGGAGAUAAAGUGACACUUCGCUGUUCCGUCAAGGGAAGAUAUGAGGAGAAGUCUAAGUCAGAUUUCAAUGCUACGUUCUACAGAAACGGUGUUUUCAUCGGGAUUCACUCUGAAGGGACGAUGAUCCUUCCGGCGGUGUCCAAGUCCGACGAAGGUUUCUACAAGUGUCGGCACCCGACGAAAGGAGAGUCUCCACAGAGUUUGCUGGCUGUGAGAGGUGACGGUGAUGUCAGAGAUCAGCCUGCAGUCGAGCCCACCACUCCUCCCCUCAUGUCUCUGCCCAGGCUGCUGUGCACCGUCCUGCUGUUUGUCCUCUACACUGCCAUAAUGAUCAUGUGUAUAUACCUGUACCGAAGGCUGGCUCGAGCUCGAGCUGACGCUAAAAGAGGAGCUGUUGCUGCUGGUCUCAUAGCAGGAUGAUGAGUCCUGUUUCCUGCUCGGAGGAGGAAGAAAUUACACUGAACAAACGACCAAUUUUAUGCUGACUAAUAUUAUUGUGAACAAAGUAAUACAUAUUUUUUAUUUUUUUCUUACAUUUUAUAUGAUAUUUCUACUAUAACAUGAUGCUUAAAUCAAGGUCACGUUUACAUGGUUUAUUUAAUAAUCUGCACGAAUUGAACCAUGUUGAAAAUAUUCUUGUUCCUGCAUCUGAUGAGUUUUAUGUUUAAAAAGAGUCAAAUAAUCAAUAAGCUUGAUGCUGUAAUCGUUAUGUUAUCUGUACUAAUAUUUACCUGCACUGUUGUUGCUAAGUAACCACCUAAUAAAUAAAUAGAUGGACUUCUGUAGUCUGUGUGAGUUUUUCCCUGAAGUU
This is a messenger RNA of Seriola dumerili (greater amberjack), 1187 nucleotides long. Its product is annotated as low affinity immunoglobulin gamma Fc region receptor II-like. The transcript has 5 exons. The coding region runs from base 35 to 796 and encodes 253 amino acids. Gene Ontology annotation, biological process: cell surface receptor signaling pathway. The record is from RefSeq and is a predicted model, not a curated record. Gene Ontology annotation, molecular function: transmembrane signaling receptor activity. Lineage: Eukaryota; Metazoa; Chordata; Actinopteri; Carangiformes; Carangidae.